AUGGCUCGAAAAAAAGAUAAAACUGCUACUGGUGAUGGUGGUGGUGAAGAUAAAGUAGACCUUACCACAAUACAACAACCAAUCUCCAUAGAUAUUAUAACAUCAACGCUAAGAGAGCGUUAUCAACAUGACUUGAUUUAUACUCGAAUAAAUUCUUCCGCACUAGUUUCAAUAAAUCCUUACAAAAUAUUGCCCCUUUUUAAUGAUUCAACUGUACAAGAGUAUGUUGCUGAUUAUAAAGACUCCUCGGGACAAAGAACUUCACCACCCCCGCACGCUUUUCAAAUUGCUUCUCAAGCAUAUUUACAUAUGCGAAGAACUGCUGAAGAUCAGUCUAUCAUAUUAAUCGGUGAAUCUGGUGGUGGUAAAUCAGAAGCUCGUAAACUUUUAGUUAAAGAACUCAUUGCAUUAAGCUCACAUCAAAAAAAAGAAUCAAGAAUUCAAAAUCAAGUUCCUGCUUCAGACGGUGAAUCUGGUGGUGGUAAAUCAGAAGCUCGUAAACUUUUAGUUAAAGAACUCAUUGCAUUAAGCUCACAUCAAAAAAAAGAAUCAAGAAUUCAAAAUCAAGUUCCUGCUUCAGAGUUCAUUUUGGAAUCAUUCGGUAAUGCAAAAACAUUAAUAAAUAACAACGCAUCACGCUUCGGUAAAUACACUGAAUUACAAUUCAAUGAACGUGGUAGGCUAAUUGGUGUAAAAACUCUUGAUUACCUCCUGGAAAAAACCCGUGUUUCAAGUGUACCUGCAAGUGAAAGGAAUUUUCAUGUAUUUUAUUAUCUGAUUGCCGGUGCUUCAAAUGAUGAAAAGUCUCAUCUACAUCUAACGACAACUGAUGCCUCACAAUAUCGUUAUCUCAAUCUAUCAAAAUCAACUUCAAAAGUCUACAAUAACAUUAAUGCUGAUGAAGCAAAUAAAUUCAAUGAAUUAAAACAAUCAUUAAAAUCUUUAGGUUUUCAUAAAAAACAUGUUGCUCAAAUGUUCCAACUACUGGCUGCUAUAUUGCAUCUUGGAAAUAUUCAAUUUUCCCAAGAUCCUAAUAAACAACAAGAUGCUGCCUUUGUUAAAAAUAUGGACGUUUUGGAUUUGGUUGCUGACUUUCUAGGUGUAGAGCCUCGUGCUUUAGAAUCUGCUCUUACUUAUAAAACAAAAUUAAUCAAAAAAGAAAUAUGCACAAUUUUUCUGGAUAUUGAAGCUGCAUCCGUACAAAGAGAUGAAUUGGCAAAAGCUCUUUAUUCCUUACUGUUUAGUUGGAUAGUCGAAUACAUCAACACUAAAAUUUGUCGUGAAGAUUUUGCCAGCUUCAUCG
Molecule: messenger RNA, 1303 nt
Organism: Entrophospora sp. SA101
Lineage: Eukaryota; Fungi; Glomeromycota; Glomeromycetes; Entrophosporales; Entrophosporaceae
Source: the annotation of a GenBank genome assembly